AUGCUCUGGACGAUUGGCAUUCUGCCGGCAGCUGUAGCUUUUGCACAUGCAGCACCGGCGGUCCAGAAGACUAAUGGGCAUAGCUCAGAUUUGGGGCCUUCGUAUGGCGGUAAUUGGCCAGGCUGGUCCGGCAUAACUCACAUGUUCGUUUUUGGAGAUAGCUACACCACAACAGGGUUUGAGGUGAAUGAAACACAGCCAUCGGAGGUUAAUCCCCUCGGCAAUCCAACUUACCCUGGAUACACAUCAUCUGUAUGUUGACAGGAUUCAGAGAGGAGUGGUCAAGCUGACCAGCUUUCUCGAGAACGGACCGAAUUGGGUCGACUUCUUAACUACGACCUGGAACAAGACCCUUGUAGAAACAGUCAAUCUGGCAUAUGGAGGCGCCACUGUCGAUGCUGCCCUGAUUCCGCAAUAUUUGCCGACCGUCCUAUCGUUGAAGCAGCAGGUGGAUGGUGAAUACGGCCCUACUUACGCCUCCCGUCCAGGCUUUUUCCCAUGGCAGCCCGAAAACACACUUUUCGCCGUCUGGAUCGGGAUCAAUGAUAUCAACAACGCCUAUCACUGGGCAAACAAAUCCGAAGUUUUCGACUUGGACAUCAAAGAAUAUGCUGGCUUGGUGGUAAGCGCUCUAAGGCUUUCCAAGACCAUCAUCAAUAACCCUGUCCAGGACACGCUCUAUUGUAACGGAGCUCGAAACUUUCUGUUUCUCAACGUCCCGCCAAUCGAUCGUUCGCCCUCAACGAUCACGAAUGGCGCGUCCUCGCCCUCCAUCCAAAGGACAGACAUAUCAGAAUGGAAUAGGAACGUAUCACGCAUCGCUAGCAAUCUGAGCAGCACUUAUCAGGAUGCUACGACUUUUGUUUUCGACACCAACAAACUCUUCAACCAAGUCCUAGACGAUCCGUGCUCGUAUGAGGCGACUUGUGCGUACAAAGACACCAGCGAUUACUGUGCGAGCUGUAUGUGCACCGAUACACUGCCUUAAAAGUCUGAGCUGACACGUGAGCAGACGAGAACGGCACUCCCUCGGUAACAUCUUGAACGUGGUAGGAGGUGCAGGUAUUGGUUGCUGACAGGUGACAGUGGUACACGAAAUACGACAACUGUACAUUUGCGGUCGAUGAGUAUUUUUGGGUGAGUGGAACCUGGCUCGCAGCAUGGCUUUUUCUACUGACGAGUCGAAGCUCAACGAUUUACAUCCGACAUUCCGGGUGCACAAUAUCACGGCAGAGGAGAUUGCACGGCGAUUAAGUGCAUGA
Messenger RNA from Lecanosticta acicola, 1262 nucleotides. The record is from the annotation of a GenBank genome assembly. Lineage: Eukaryota; Fungi; Ascomycota; Dothideomycetes; Mycosphaerellales; Mycosphaerellaceae.